This is a messenger RNA of Ictalurus punctatus (channel catfish), 4059 nucleotides long. It is a transcript of the gene zranb3, whose product is annotated as zinc finger, RAN-binding domain containing 3. The transcript has 21 exons. NCBI's taxonomy places the organism in Eukaryota, Metazoa, Chordata, Actinopteri, Siluriformes, Ictaluridae. Gene Ontology annotation, biological process: replication fork processing; DNA repair. Gene Ontology annotation, cellular component: nuclear replication fork. The record is from RefSeq and is a predicted model, not a curated record. The coding region runs from base 131 to 3247 and encodes 1038 amino acids. Gene Ontology annotation, molecular function: endonuclease activity; zinc ion binding; nucleic acid binding.
AACUGAGCAAGUCAGUCACAGCGGCGCAAAGGAUGCUGGGAGAGAAAGAGGCGGGGGAAGAGGAGUGACCGGCAGUCAACGCGGCCAAUCAGAUCACAGAAUAACAACAACAACAACAACAACAAAGAAAAUGAUAAAAGGUCGGGUUAAAGGCGGGGACGAGGAGCUGCUGGUUCUUCCAGAGAAGCUGGAGAAGAGGCUGCUGCUAUUUCAGCGCGACGGAGUCAAAUUCGCUCUUUCCAGAGCUGGAAGGUGUCUGAUUGCCGACGAGAUGGGGCUUGGAAAGACGGUGCAGGCCAUCUCGGUGGCGUACCUCUACAGGGACGAGUGGCCCCUGCUGAUCGUGGUGCCGUCUUCACUGAAGUACCCGUGGAUCGAGGAGCUGGAGCGCUGGGUUCCCGAGCUCCGGCCUGACGACAUCAACCUGGUGGAGAGCAAAGCUGAUAUCAUGGGGAUCAGCCAGAGCAAGGUGACCGUUCUGGGCUACGGGUUGCUCACCAAUGACGCGCGGUCCCUAGUGGAAGCGCUGAAAACGCAGCGCUUCGGCGUCGUCAUCGUGGACGAGUCGCACUACCUGAAGUCCCGGAACGCAGCGAGGUCGAAGAUCCUGGUGCCGCUGAUCCAGAGCGCCAAACGUGCGAUCCUGCUCACAGGAACGCCAGCGCUGGGCAGACCCGAAGAGCUCUUCAUGCAGAUCGAUGCUCUGUAUCCGAGGCGCUUCGGCACAUGGAGCGAGUACGCCAAGAAAUACUGCAAUGCUCACUACAGAUUCUUCGGGAGCAGGCGUCAGUGGGAUUGCCGCGGAGCGUCUCAUCUGGACGAGCUGCACCAGAGGCUCAGCGAGAUCAUGAUCCGCAGACUUAAAGCCGAAGUGCUCACACAGCUGCCGGCCAAAAUCCGCCAGAGAAUCCCUUUCGACCUGCCAAAAGAGGCGGCCAAGGAAGCCAGCUCCAGUCUGGAGAAGUGGGAGAGUUUAAUGCGCUCUGUGGGCUCCGGCGAGUCGGCGAACGAGAACCCGUUUACAGAAGUGAUGGGUCUCAUCACGCAGAUGUACAAGCAGACUGCAAUAGCUAAGGCAGGAGCGGUGAAGGACUACAUAAAGAUGAUGCUGGAGACGGAGCAGCUGAAGUUUCUGGUCUUUGCGCAUCACCUCAGCAUGCUGCAGGCGUGUACCGAGGCUGUGAUUGAGGCCAAGGCCGGUUAUAUCCGAAUCGAUGGCAGCGUUCCUUCUGCAGAGAGGAUCCAGCUGGUCCACCGCUUCCAGAACGAUCCGGAGACACGGGUGGCUAUUCUGAGCAUACAGGCGGCGGGACAGGGUCUGACCCUGACGGCAGCGUCUCACGUGGUGUUCGCCGAGCUCUACUGGAACCCGGGUCACGUGAAGCAGGCGGAGGACCGAGCACACCGCAUCGGCCAGACCUCAUCCGUGCACGUGCACUACCUCAUCGCCAAGGGCACUUUCGAUAUGGUCAUGUGGGCCAUGCUGAACAGGAAGGAAACGGUGACGGGCAGCACACUGAACGGAAGGAAGGAUUACCUGAAAGCGGAGGAAGCGGAUAAGGAGAAAUGGGAUUUUCUGAACUUCGCUCAGGCCUGGACGCCGAGCGACAGCGUCACCGGCGAUGCCGAAGACGUCUUCUUCUCACACUUUGAGAAAGACAAACAGCACGACAUCCGCGACUUUUUCUCUCCCGCCUCGGACAAAAAGAGGAAGAGAACGGACGACUCGUCCGUCAGCAGCUCUCCUCAGACACCUUCACGAGACCAGCGGGGAACCGAUGAAAGCCCCUGUAGCCGCAGCCCUGAUUUAGGCGAUCAGGAGGAGGAUUUCUGUCCCCAGGUGAAACGUUUGAAACAGGCUACUCCAUUGUCUCGCCGCGGGGGGAAAUGCAGUCCCAUGAUGCCUCUCGGUGCACCACGCAGGCUCUCGGCAGGACUGCAAACCCCCCACCACAGCCAGAAGUGGAGCUGCCCGGUCUGUACUUUCUCCAACAGCGGCCUGCUGCUGCGCUGCGAAAUGUGCGAGACGCCGCGAGCUCAGAGAGCUCGCAGCCCUUCUGCGUCUCCCUCCCCUUCUGCCUCGCUGCCUGUCUCCAGUCCCUGCAUCACUCUUUCAGACUCUGAAGAGAUCGACAGCACCCCCAAAACACCGCAGACGGUAAAGAAAGACGAAGAGAAGACCCCGGAACCUCCGGGAACUCCGUCCGACGCUAAUGAUAGCCGCGAGUCUGAGUCGGGAGAUGUCUCUCUGCCUGUGUACGACGGCCUGAAGUUCUGCGCCAGCAAAAACACUGACAGGAUCUACAUUUACAGCAAGGAUGGUAUCUCACUCAACUGCAACUUUGUUCCUCUGGAUAUCAGACUACAGAACUGGGAUGACUUGCCUCCAGAGUUCAGCCGCACUGAGAACCGGAGACACUUGGUGCGUUUUGUACGUGAGUGGAGCUUUCUGACAGCGAUGAAGCAAAGGAUGGUGAGGAAGAGUGGCAGAGUCUUUCAAAGCCCAAUGCUGCUUGUGGAUGAGCUCUCACACACACAGCGCCGACACAGUAGCACCAAGAGGUAUCUCUCUAAGCAGGAAGUGGCUCAGACGUCCCUGAGAGCAGCCCAGAGACAGGGGGGGACCGUACGCUCGAUCAGCAAGGACAACUCUUCCUCCUUGAAGAGAUCUAUUAUGAAACCACCCAGUCAAGCUGAUAAGGAGUCGGAAGCAGACACGGGAUAUUUGCAAGCUCUGGACUCUGGAGGCACGCCACUGUGUUUGUCUUGCCAGAAGCCCAGUGCGGAACACUCAGGCUGGGCAGGAGGAUUCUGUAGUGCCAGCUGCAUGGAGGAGCUGCAGCUGCGCUCCAGCCGAGGCUACGCCCGCUCCCGUGUUCUCGAGACGGAGCAAGGUGUGUGUCAGAGCUGUGGCCUUAAUGCACGCCAGCUGUAUCUGCGGGUCCGAGACGCGCCCCACACACACCGCAAAGAGAUACUGGAUAACACAUGGCUGGCACAGCUGCCUCUCAAACAGCUGAACGAGAUGAUCCGUCACCCAGUAGAGGGCCACUUCUGGCAGGUGGACCACAUCAAGCCGGUGUACAGUGGAGGAGGACAGUGCCUUCUGGACAACCUGCAGACGCUCUGCGCCGUCUGCCACCGCACGAGGACAGCACAGCAGGCCAAAGAGCGGAGUCAGGUGAAGAAAGGCGAAGCGGCAUCGAAACUGUCCUCAGACAUCACCAGGUUCUUUAGGAAGAAAUAAGACUGAGCUCCCACCACCACGUUUCCCUCAUCAGUGUAUGUACGUGUUUAAACAAAAACAACCACCAAAGAUCGAGUCCGAUUUAGAGACGUGACGACUUUGACGUGUUUAAGGACGCGAGCGACGCGCCGUGUGUGCGUGUCGCCGUGCUACGGCUGUCUCGAUGAAACACGGAUACGCACUUGUCAGAUUCUUAACAUGCUGCGUUCUUUUAUUUUCUUUUAUCCCCACUAAAUACAGACCUGAGAACUCUCCAGCUACAUGUGGGGUUCAUGUGGAUCUUGGGGAAUGUUGGGUUGUUUUGGACUACAGUACUAGGAACGCGAGGCAGGGAGGGAAGGAACGGAGGAAAGAACAAGAGAUUUAGAAGUGUCUGACUGUCGAGUGACCACGGAGCUGUCAGUGCAGCACUGCUGAGUGGGUACCGCAUGAUAACGCUUAUGUUUCUAGCAGAGCGAGCAAGGAGACCAAGCAUUCUUGUUUGCUUCUAUUUUUAACUCGCGCAGGCUUUCAGAGCAUAAAAGCACCCUGCUGCAUGACUCUUAACAUUUAUCCGCUUACUUUCACUGGUGGCAGCAGUAGAAGAAAUGCUUCUCCGCUGAAUGUUCUGUGUGUGUGUGUGUGUGUGUGUGUGUGUGUGUGUGUGUGUGUGUGUGUGUGUGUGUGUGUGUGUGUGUGUGUGUUAAAAAAAAACGAGAAUGCAAUUUACUAGUGCAGCAUGAAUGCGAUUAAAAAAGACGCAGAAGUUUUCAAUUUCAGCUCGGACCACCAGCUGGUGAUAGAUAUUUUUUUUCUUUUAUUAACCCCCCCCC